AUGCCGCCGACGCCCUCCACCGCAGCCCUCACGCCCCAGCCCUCCAGGCUCCAGCCGCGCCCGCUCACGCCGGCAACCCCGCGCACCGACCACCACGGGCCGGCACACCGCAAGCAGGCACCCUGCAGCCCGACGCCACGCCGGCCAGCAAGAAGAACCGGCUCACGCCCUACUGCCACCGAGCUGCCGAACGUCAGAGGCCUUGGAGGGGGCACCCUGCCACCGAUGCAGGACACGCCACCAGAGCAAGAACCAAGACAUGGCCCAGCCAAACCCGCCCCAGGCCUGCAGGCCCGCAGCAGGCCCAGAUCGGGCCCGAGCCGGCGCGCCGCCGGCAGAAACGCCCUCCGUCGACGCAUCCCCCCGCCGAUGCGCCGCCCGGAGGCCACCAAGCUCGCCAAGGAGGCUCCGCCGAGCCUCGCUGCGCCGCCGAGCAGGAGAGCGGAGGAGACCGUCGCCACCAGAUGCGACCGCCCCGCGAGGCCGCCCUAG
Molecule: messenger RNA, 492 nt
Organism: Lolium perenne
Lineage: Eukaryota; Viridiplantae; Streptophyta; Magnoliopsida; Poales; Poaceae
Source: RefSeq, a predicted model, not a curated record